Messenger RNA from Closterium sp. NIES-67, 2748 nucleotides. NCBI's taxonomy places the organism in Eukaryota, Viridiplantae, Streptophyta, Zygnematophyceae, Desmidiales, Closteriaceae. The record is from the annotation of a GenBank genome assembly.
UUUUCCUUCGAUUUUCUUCCGCUGCAUGUGACAGUCUUCCUCGCUUUCAUGGCGCGGCACCAGCAGCCCUCUGUUUCGGUGGGCGGCAGCGGCGACCGUUGCUGCCGCUCUUCAAAUCAGACCCGGCAAGUCACUCUUUCCCGUGCCACCAACCAGAGACUAUCCCACCAUCUCACCACCCGAACUUUUCGCGCCAUGCCCCAUGCCUGAUCCCCGAUGUGUGCCUCUCCGCCGUGCGCUCUCCGCCGUGCGCUCUCCGCCGUGCGCCUCUCCGCCAUGCCACUGCCCGCCUCCCCCUCACCGCGCGCUCUUCCCGCCAGACCCCUCUCGGCUUCCCCCUAACUCGCACUAAGCCCCUGCCAACGACCCCUCCCUAUCUUCCGCCAUGCCUCCCUCCGCCUUCCCUUAGCUGCGCACUUCCGCCGCAAUGCAACUCCCCGCUUCCCCCUGGCUGCGCGCCGUCCUGGGACUCUCCGCCGCUCUUGCGCUCGCCUGCCUCUACGCCGCCGUCUCCUCCCCUCCGCCUCCCUCCCCCGUGGUGGCGCUGCUAGCGGCGCACAGCAGGGCGCUGCAGCGGCGGGUGCAGGAGAUGAGGGCGCGGGCGGAGAGCGAGCAGCGCUGGAUGGACGGCGCUGCCAGGGACGCCCUGCAGCAACUGCGCGCCGACCGCUCAUCCCUGGGGGAGAGCAUCCCCCUCCUGGACGAGGCGGCGGCUUCAGCCGUUGCCGCGCUGCCACCUGGCAGCGACAGCCUUGCGCAGAUCCACGCCAUGCUGGCAGCUGCACCACGUGUAAACGUUGGGGAGGUGGACGUGGGGGAGGGGGACGUGCUGGAGGGCGGUGGUGGGGGCAGUGAGGUGGAGGGAGAGAGCAAGGUGCGAGCAGCAGCAGGCGCAUCUGAGAUUGUGGAGGGGGCGGGAGAAGCAGGAGCUGCGUUGGCGAGUGUGGAGGAGGCGGUGGGGUCGUGCAUGGACCUCUACUUCCUGGCGGACGCGCAGCAGACGCAGUUCCACAUAGCGUCGCAGCUGCUACAGCAGGCGGACCGGGAGGUGGAGCUGCGGCAGUUCAUGCUGGCGCAGCUGCGCGCCCUGGACGACCGCAGGGAGUGGUGGGCCGUGCUCAACCUCACCGCAGAGGAGGCCAGUGAGAAGCUCAAGACCAUGGCUGACGGGGAAGGUGGGUUACAAGACCAAGCUGUCCGACUUCCUCUUCUGGUACCUGCCCUUCCGCUCCUGGUUCGACUCGGAGGGCCCCGACCACCCAAGGCUGUCGCACACGUGGAGCAGCAGCGCGCUGAGCUGGCAGCCGCCACAUCAGCCGCCAUGGCAGCAGAGGCGACCCUGAACGCCACGCAGGUGCGGCUGUGGGAGGAGUGCGGGCUGCACCUGCCCCACGGCAACUGGACCGAGGAGCAGAGCGCUCUCCUCCAGCGAUACGCCGCUGUUGCCAACGCGUCCGGAUGCACCGAACAGUGCGUGGACUGGGAGGCUAUUUACCCCGAGUACGAGUCAAAACCGGGGCUGGUUGCCCCGAAGCAGGUGUGGCAGAAGCUGCCCGAGCACUACCCGGACCCCAAGGCGAACCUCUCCUUCCUCCUGACUUACACCGGCCGUGCCGACCGUGUAAAACCGCUAGUGCACCGCCUGUACGCGUGCACCAAGGGCAUGCGCGGCGAGGGGGCGCUCCCGGGAAUCCGCGCAGAGCUGUUCGUGAGCGUGGUGGACCCCGACGCGACGCUGGAGGCGUGGAUGCACAUGUGGAACGAGACGGACGAGGGCAUAUUCGUGGUGCCCGUGCUGCCGCGCUUGGGCGCCGACCCCCUGAUGCUGAACGACCUGGCGCGCAUGGCGCGCGGCGCCUGCUGGUGCUGCUGCACGGGGACGCGCUGCCCCCCGCUGACUGCCGCUGGCUGCAGGACGUGCUGGACGCCUUCGCCGCGUGGCCGCGCCUGGCACUGGCGGGGUACCGCACCGAUGACAUGCCGGUGCGGCGAGUGGACCAGGUGGGGAAGACGGCAGCUGCUGGGGAGAGUGUGCGGUUCUGGAGGGGGUUUGCAGAGGAGCGCGAGAGGGGGGGCGGCGGGAGUGGGGGAGGGAAGGGAGUAGGGGAUGGGGGGAAGGUGGCUUGGAAGGACCCGGAGAGCGGUGUGCCAAUGCACUUCACGGGGCUGGUGACAGGGUACCCGGUGGGGGACCCCGGCGACUUGGCCACGAUCCCGCGAUCGCAGCACCGCCACGCGCUACCAGGGCUGGGCUCGCAUGGUGAGGGGAAUGGCCGGGCGGACUAUGGGGAGUACGAUGCAGCACUUGCGGAGUACCAUGAUGAUAUUGUGAAGGAGGUUGCGAGAUUGAAUUCCUUGUUGCUUCCCAAUGAUUAGCAUCAUCCCUCCAUGGGGCCUUCCAGUCUGCUUUGAGGCACAACUUGAGUAAGGAAUGGCUGCGAUUCACAUGUGAUGAUGCUCCACAGGCACAAAAGCUACGCUUGAAACCCUGAGAAUGAAUGCCUCCCUAAGCAAGUCAAGGGCAGGAAGACUGGCAAGUCAUCUCAUUACUCAAUGCUGAGAUUACGUCGGUUGGUGUCUUGCCGGCAUUCCUGCCCCUGAUGCUGACUCUGGUGGAGUAGCCACGCUGAAAGGCUCAAUCCCCGCAACCGCUUGUAUCCACCAUGUUAUGAAUGGGACUGCCAAGUAGCACGGAGGGCAAUGGCGAAACUGUGAACGAGUGAAUGACAAUAAAAUGAAAGACAAUAC